This is a messenger RNA of Pelobates fuscus (common spadefoot toad), 982 nucleotides long. RefSeq names its product class I histocompatibility antigen, F10 alpha chain-like. Gene Ontology annotation, cellular component: external side of plasma membrane. The transcript is spliced from 4 exons. Gene Ontology annotation, biological process: immune response. The record is from RefSeq and is a predicted model, not a curated record. Bases 92 to 982 code for a protein of 296 amino acids. Lineage: Eukaryota; Metazoa; Chordata; Amphibia; Anura; Pelobatidae.
UAAACUCAGAGCUAUAGGACACCAGGAACUCUCAGUCUGAGUCGGUCAGUUGGUUUCUGAUAGUUGGAGGUUUCUCUGUUUGAACCCCAAUAUGACGGGGCCCCUCCUCCUGCUGCUCACUGUGGGGGUGUCUGGGGUGUAUUGUGGUCACUCUCUCCAGUAUUAUUACACGGCGGUCUCAGAUCCAGGACAUGGGCUGCCUGUAUUUUCUGCUGUUGGAUAUGUGGAUGGGAUACAGAUAGUGAAUUAUAACAGUGACUCCAGACGGACGGUUCCUGUGGCUCAGUGGAUGGAGAAAGAGGGACACGAUUACUGGGAGAGUGAGACACAGAUUGGCAAAGGCACUGAGCCUCUAUACAAAAACUAUAUGAAGAUAUUAAUGCAACGCUUCAACCAGACCGGAGGUUAUCACUCUCUGCAGACCAUGUACGGCUGUGAGCUGAGAGAUGAUGGCAGUAUUGGGGGAUAUGAUCAGUUGGGUUAUGACGGAAUGGAUUUUGUUGCUCUGGAUACCGAGCGCUGGGUUUAUUAUCCGCUCACAGACGGAGCUCAGAGCAUAGCACAGAGCUGGAACAGUCCGGAGCAGAGAUGGGGGGAGAGGAUGAAGAAUUACCAGGAGAAUAUCUGCAUCGCACACCUGACAAGACACAUCCAGUACGGCAAGGAGGAGCUGGACAGGAGAGUUCGCCCAGAGGUGAAGGUUUCCAGUCAGCAAUCAGAUGGGGUCACAGAGCUUCACUGCCAGGUGUACGGGUUUUACCCCCGGGAUGUGGAUGUGAAUUGGAAGAAUAAUGGGAUAGAGAUUCCCACGGAUGAGGCCAAACAGGUUCUUCCCAAUUCUGAUGGUACUUAUCAGAUCAGGGCCACAGUGGAAGUACAACCAGUGGAGGGAGAGAGCUAUGCCUGUCACGUGGAUCACAGCAGCCUGAAAGAGGAACUCGUUGUGAUAUGGGGCAAGUGCCGGUUGUAUCCUCUAUUUUAG